Messenger RNA from Oncorhynchus gorbuscha (pink salmon), 683 nucleotides. Its product is annotated as interleukin-17F-like. The coding region runs from base 76 to 579 and encodes 167 amino acids. The record is from RefSeq and is a predicted model, not a curated record. The transcript has 3 exons. NCBI's taxonomy places the organism in Eukaryota, Metazoa, Chordata, Actinopteri, Salmoniformes, Salmonidae. Gene Ontology annotation, cellular component: extracellular region. Gene Ontology annotation, biological process: inflammatory response. Gene Ontology annotation, molecular function: cytokine activity.
AUCACCUCAGACAACCAGACCAGGACCACAACACAGCAAUAGAACAACCAGACCACAGUGCAACACAGCAGCAUCAUGGUAUCUACUUUAAGCUUCCAGUCUUUGACGGUACUGUGUAUGAAGGGGGUGUUGGUGAUGAUGAUGGGGGCAGAGGCGGCCCCCCGUGCCCAUCCAGAGAAGACAGAGAGCCACACACGGACCACACUGCAGACACACAAGAAGCCUGCAGAGUCUUCAGGUCCCGACACAGUAAUUCUCCCCCUGCACCUAGACCCAAAUGACUUGGUUCCUUUCCAUUCCAUCAGACCUAUUUGCAACCAUUCAAUCUCCCCAUGGACUUACAACACUACCUAUGAUGAUAGACGCUUUCCCCCCAUCAUCUCGGAGGUCAGGUGCUCUCUGAAGGGAUGUCUGAACAUCAAGGGUAAGGAGGACAGGAACCUGAAGUCCAAACCCAUCUUCUACCAGAUCCUGGUCCUGAGGAAGGUGAUGGGAAGUGGGAAGAAAUGCCACUACCGGCUGGAGUCAAAGGUCAUCUCGGUGGGCUGCACCUGUGUCAGGCCUACCAUCGAACAGUAAUGAUACUAGAGUGAAGAGGUCCAGCCUGGUGGCACAGCUGGUUGGGCCAUGGUGCUGGCAAUAUCAAUGUUGAAGGCUCAAUCCCUACAUGCGUAGAAUGUAUU